AUGGCUCCUCCCACCGCCGCCGAGAGCGCCUCACCGAUUGGCAUUGCCAACCUCCCUAACCAGCGUCACAAGAUUGUCGCCAAGAGGGGAGCUGGCUUCACCAUCAUGGUUGCUGGCGAGUCUGGCCUCGGAAAGACCACCUUCAUCAACACGCUGUUCUCCACCACCAUCAAGAACUAUGCCGACCACAAGCGACGACACCAGAAGCAGGUCGACAAGACGGUCGAGAUUGAGAUCACCAAGGCCGAGCUCGAGGAGAAGUUCUUCAAGGUUCGCCUGACCGUCAUCGACACCCCCGGCUUCGGCGACUACGUCAACAACAGGGACUCCUGGAUGCCCAUCAUCGAGUUCCUCGACGACCAGCACGAGUCCUACAUGCUUCAGGAGCAGCAGCCGCGCCGCCAGGACAAGAUCGAUCUCCGUGUCCACGCCUGCCUGUAUUUCAUCCGUCCCACCGGUCACACCCUCAAGCCCCUCGACAUUGAGGUCAUGAAGAGGCUGUGCUCCAGAGUCAACCUCAUCCCCGUCAUUGCCAAGGCCGACACCCUCAGCCCCUCUGACCUCGCCCGUUUCAAGCAAAGGAUCCAAGCCGUCAUUGAGGCCCAGAACAUCAAGAUCUACCAGCCGCCGAUCGAGGAGGAUGACGAGGCCGCCGCCCAGCACGCGCGCAGCCUCAUGGCCGCCAUGCCCUUUGCCGUCAUUGGCUCCGAGAAGGACGUCAAGACGGGCGACGGCCGCAUCGUCAAGGGUCGCCAGUACUCGUGGGGUGUCGCCGAGGUCGAGAACGAGGACCACUGCGACUUCAAGAAGCUGCGCUCCAUCCUCAUCCGCACCCACAUGCUCGACCUCAUCCACACCACCGAGGAGCUGCACUACGAGGCCUACCGCGCCCAGCAGAUGGAGACGCGCAAGUUCGGCGAGGCCCGCCCCCGCAAGCUCGACAACCCCAAGUUCAAGGAGGAGGAGGAGGCCCUGCGCAAGCGCUUCACCGAGCAGGUCAAGAUCGAGGAGCAGCGCUUCCGCCAGUGGGAGCAGAAGCUCAUCGCCGAGCGCGACCGCCUCAACAAGGACCUCGAGCAGACACACGCCCAGAUCAAGCAGCUCGAGACGGAGCUCGAGGCCAUGCAGGGCACCGGCGCCAUCCGCAGCCACGGCCGCCGUUAA
This is a messenger RNA of Verticillium dahliae VdLs.17, 1164 nucleotides long. Its product is annotated as cell division control protein. Bases 1 to 1164 code for a protein of 387 amino acids. The record is from RefSeq and is a predicted model, not a curated record. Gene Ontology annotation, cellular component: cell division site; microtubule cytoskeleton; cytosol. Lineage: Eukaryota; Fungi; Ascomycota; Sordariomycetes; Glomerellales; Plectosphaerellaceae. Gene Ontology annotation, biological process: cytoskeleton-dependent cytokinesis. Gene Ontology annotation, molecular function: GTP binding; molecular adaptor activity; GTPase activity. The transcript has 4 exons.